AUGAUUAGCGCCGUGCUCAUUCUCAACUCUAGAGGACAUACUCUGAUCUCACGUGCCUACAGAGACGAUGUUGAAACUCGUUCCAUUUCGAGUGCUUUCAGAUCUCAAAUUUUAGCAGCCAAGAUCGCCGACAGAUGUCCAGUUAAAACAAUUGGAAGUGUUACAUUCAUGUUCAUUCGUCAUGAAGAGAUGUACUUACUUGCCGUAACAAAACAAAAUGCCAGCGCUGCUCUAGUCUUUGAAUUUUUGUAUAAAUUGAUUUUCAUUUUCCAAUCAUACUUUGACGGAAAAUUCACAGAAGACGCAUUGAAGGAAAACUUUUCACUUGUCUAUGAAUUAUUGGAUGAAAUUCUUGACUUUGGUUAUCCACAAAAUCUAGAACCUCAAGUGUUAAAGGCUAUUAUUGUACAAGGUGGUAUGAAAGAUAUCAAGCCACACGAACUUGAAGCUAGAUUAAAGGAAGUCACAGGAGCUGUAUCUUGGAGAAAGGCAGGUAUUGUUUAUCGUAAGAACGAGGUGUUUUUGGACGUUAUUGAAGAUGUGAACAUGCUAUUGAGCAACAAGGGUACUGUUUUGAGUAGUGACGUUACUGGUCGUAUUGUAAUGAAGUGUUUGUUGAGUGGAAUGCCAGAAUGUAAAUUUGGUUUGAAUGACAAGCUCAUGUUGCAACAAGAAAAGAGAACUGCUAACAAGAAGAGAUAUAAGGAAAUUGAUAUUGAUGAUAUUACUUUCCAUCAAUGUGUCAAAUUGGGUAAAUUUGACAGCGACCGUACUAUUAGCUUUGUUCCACCUGAUGGUGAAUUUGAAUUGAUGAGAUAUCGUAUCACUGAUGGUAUUGUCCCUCCAUUCCGUUUGCUUUCUCCAAUUGUUCGUGAAGUGAGCAAGACUAAAUUGGAAGUUAAGGUUACCAUCAAGUCAGUAUUCCAUGCUCGUUUGUUUGGUAAGAAUGUCAUUGUCAAGAUUCCAUGUCCAUCCAAUACAGCCAAAUGCAAGAUUCAUGUUGCCCAAGGUAAAGCCAAAUAUAAGGCUGAAAAGGGAGCAAUUAUUUGGACUGUUAAACGUUUCCCUGGUGACACUGAAUUGACACUCUCUGCUGAAGUAGACUUGAUUGCGCAAACUGCAGAAAAUAAGAAAUGGUCCAGACCUCCAAUUGGCCUCAACUUCCAAGUACCAAUGUUUACUGCUAGUGGUUUGCACGUGAGAUUCUUGAAGGUCUUUGAGAAGUCCAACUACCAAGCUGUCAAGUGGGUCAGAUACAUUACCCAAGCAGGUGUCUAUGAGUCUAGAAUUUAA
Molecule: messenger RNA, 1293 nt
Organism: Naegleria lovaniensis
Lineage: Eukaryota; Heterolobosea; Eutetramitea; Acrasida; Naegleriidae
Exons: 2
Coding region: 1-1293 (430 amino acids)
Biological process (GO): intracellular protein transport; endocytosis
Cellular component (GO): cytoplasmic vesicle; clathrin adaptor complex
Source: RefSeq, a predicted model, not a curated record